This is a messenger RNA of Lates calcarifer (barramundi perch), 835 nucleotides long. Its product is annotated as ribosomal RNA processing protein 1 homolog B. Lineage: Eukaryota; Metazoa; Chordata; Actinopteri; Centropomidae. The transcript has 4 exons. The record is from RefSeq and is a predicted model, not a curated record. Bases 15 to 656 code for a protein of 213 amino acids.
GGUUGGCAGUGUGAAUGCAGAGCUCCCAUUGGAUGAAACUGAGGUGGUUUCUUCUUCCAGGAAACCGACCAAGAAGAAAAAGAGAAAGAUCCCCUGUGGUGUUUGAAUAUGAGGCUGAUGAGCUGGAGGCAGCUGCACAGGAGGAUGCAUUGAUCAGCGGCCUUGCAGAGGAGAUUGUUGCUAAAAAAACAAAACUAGGAAAUGAUGUUGAAGAGCCAUCCACACCUCUGAGCGCAAAAAAGUCACAAAAGGUGAAGACAGCCCCACAGUCGGCAUCUGACUUCAUCACCUUUCAGAGCAACUCUGUGGCCCCAACACCACUCUUCUGCAAGACAAAGGGAGGCCCCAGCACCCCACUAUCCAGCAAGAAGAAGAGUCAAACUCCCAAAUCAGAAUCCAAGAAGGUGACCUUUGGUCUCAAGAAUAACAAAACAACAGAGUUUAGGAAGACUGAUCGUAGCCUGCAGGUGACUCCAGAUGGAUCGUCACGAGUGCCUUUUGACCCAAAGCAGAAACCAAAGUUCGGGGUCUUAAAGUCUCCACCCACACCACUCUCCACCACCAUCAAAAAGACCCUGAACGCCAACAAGAAAACGAUUUUGAAUACUCCAAAGAACACACCUAAACGACGACCUUCAGCAGCAGACUUCUUCUAACUUCGUACACUGACAGACUGUAGAUACAGAUGUAAUACUCUCUGUGAACUUUUUAAUAAUAGACUGGUUAAAACAAGUAAACAAAUCCCUUUUUGGAGAGAGAGAGAUAUUUUUAUGUUUAGCUAAUAUCAGUGUUACUUGUUGAGUGAUGUUUGAAUAAAGUCACAAAUUCCAGCUUU